GCUCAUAGAUGACGUUUAUCUGCAUUUAGUCACUUCUUUCCAUCGAAAUUGUCCACGUUUUCGAAAGCUAUUUUGUGCAAUUGGUGUGUGUGCGAGGAAUAAGUAAACAAAAUGACUUCGUUAACUCCCGAACAGAAAAAGGAAUUGAUCACCCGUAACCUGCAAGAAACUUUGGGUGAAGAUAAACUCAAUGCCGUACUUAAGGAACGUGAUUUGAAAAUCUAUUGGGGUACUGCCACCACCGGUAAACCUCAUGUGGCCUAUUUUGUGCCCAUGUCGAAAAUUGCUGACUUUUUGAAAGCAGGAUGUGAGGUCACCAUUCUUUUUGCCGAUCUUCAUGCUUAUUUGGAUAAUAUGAAAGCACCAUGGACUCUCUUGCAAUUACGUACCCAAUACUAUGAAGCCGUCAUUAAAGCCAUGCUGUCGUCCAUUGGUGUUCCUCUAGAUAAAUUGAAAUUCGUAAAGGGUACCGACUACCAACUCUCCAAGGAAUACACUCUAGAUGUUUACAAACUAAGUUCAGUGGUUACGCAACACGAUGCCAGAAAGGCAGGUGCUGAAGUUGUUAAACAAGUUGAAUAUCCUCUCCUAUCCGGUUUACUCUAUCCCGGUUUGCAAGCCUUGGAUGAGGAAUACCUCAAAGUUGAUGCUCAAUUUGGUGGCGUCGAUCAAAGAAAAAUCUUUACAUUCUCUGAGAAAUAUUUGCCCCAGUUGGGCUAUGAGAAACGUAUACAUUUCAUGAAUCCUAUGGUUCCUGGUUUGGCUGGUGGUAAGAUGUCUUCUUCAGAAGAAGAUUCUAAGAUUGAUCUGUUGGAUUCGCCCUCCAAUGUCAAGAAGAAGUUGAAGAAGGCUUUCUGUGAACCCGGCAAUAUCGCUGACAAUGGUUUGCUGUCAUUCGUCAAACAUGUGUUGUUCUCCUUGUUCAAAGAUGGUGAAGGUUUUGAAAUACAUCGUGCGGCUGAAAAUGGUGGCGACGUUACAUUCAAUAAUUUUGCUGAUUUAGAGCAGUAUUUUGCUGAUCAAAAAUUGCAUCCUGCUGAUCUUAAAGCAUCUGUAGAGAAAUAUAUCAAUAAAUUACUGGAACCAAUUAGAAAAGCUUUCGAAACACCAGAAUUACAAAAACUCAGUGCUGCUGCUUAUCCACCACCAGCUAAAAUUAAAGGUGGCAAUGCCGCCAAUGCUGCAGCUCCCGAGGAAGAGGGACCCCACCGCUUGGAUAUACGUGUGGGCAAGGUGAUUGAGGUACAGCGUCAUCCUGAUGCUGAUACUUUGUAUGUCUUAAAGAUUGACUUGGCUGAAGCUGAACCCCGUACUAUUAUCAGUGGUUUGGUGAAAUUUGUUACCGUCGAAGAACUCGACCAACGUUUGGUAGCUGUUUUGUGUAAUCUCAAGCCCUCCAAAAUGCGUGGUAUUCUGUCCGAAGGCAUGGUUUUAUGUACUUCAAAUGAGGAUCAUACUGUGGUAGAGCCCAUUAUUGUUCCUGCCAAUGCAGCUGCUGGUAGCCGUUUGGCCUUUGAAGGCUACAGUGGCCAACCUGAUGAACAAUUGAAUCCCAAAAAGAAAGUUUGGGAAAAACUUUCGGCUGACUUCAAGACAAAUGGCGAGGGUGUGGCUGUAUGGAAGGAUAAUUUCUUAUUGACUCCUGAAGGCGAAAAACUUUCCAGCAAAUUAGCCAAUUGUUGCAUUAAAUAGAUGAUUUUAGUAACGCGAUAUUAUGAACAAAGGCAUUUAGUUUAUUUACCACAUUCUUUUAUUUAUUUAAAACGCCUCUUAUGAAACACAUUUUGAUAUUUGUUUUUUUUUUUGUUUAUUUUUUUUAUUUUUGGUGUGAACGGCUUAAAGUUUAAACACAAUAAAUUAUAACUGCCUCAACAUUUAAACUUUACAA
Molecule: messenger RNA, 1888 nt
Organism: Calliphora vicina (urban bluebottle blowfly)
Lineage: Eukaryota; Metazoa; Arthropoda; Insecta; Diptera; Calliphoridae
Gene: TyrRS
Product: Tyrosyl-tRNA synthetase
Exons: 4
Coding region: 112-1692 (526 amino acids)
Biological process (GO): tyrosyl-tRNA aminoacylation
Molecular function (GO): ATP binding; tyrosine-tRNA ligase activity; tRNA binding
Source: RefSeq, a predicted model, not a curated record